GCUGGAAGGAAGCCUCAAGUAGGCUACUGAAGGUGGAGACAAGGACAAAACCUGUCUUUAUCCAAAGGAGGAAGAGGGCAUAAAGCUCAAUUCGACUAAGGAGAAGAAGACCACGACGGUUCGAGAGAUCUACAGUUUCAUCUAUUGUUCCUGACGUGAAAGGCCCGAUAACCUCCUCGUAUUGGCCAAGUCGGCAAUUUAUGGCUUGACCCUUUGAUGCCGCUUCAAAGUGUUUAAAAGUGACAUAGUUCCAUCAAUUGGACUUGAAGGAGUAUUGCUGAUGGAAGCAAGUUCCUCGUCAUGGAGUAGUGUAAUAUGUUAUUCCAGGCCAUACAUGAAGACGAAAGAAAAAACAGUCCAACAGAACCGAGUUAGUCGCGACAUUCAGGAUUUCGUCCAUGUCGCUUUUGAUGUGGUUUUAUGGCAACAACAAGGUCCUCAUUUAAUGUGAGACCUUAUCAUCAAAGACCGAGAGCCUCCUCUCUUCCUGGUAUUUUGCGGUUAGAGGAAAGGGGGAACGAACGAAAAUUCCUUAAGCAGUAAGAAGAAAUGUCUCCGUGCUUAGACAAAUCUGGGCUAUUUCGCCUACGCCAGGUUUCCCAGGCUCUUCAUGCAUCGGCAUAGUCAUCAACAUCCCCCAUCAUCAUCAUUCUCGCCUAGGAUUCAGCAGAGUUUCUGCGAGACAACAGUCCGCAUUUUUGGACACGAAAGACAUGGCAAAAGCUCUUUCCAAGAUUCAAAAUGGAGAUGAAAACAAUGAAACAGGGUUUGAGAGGACUCUCACGUCGAUCCUACCCUGCCAAUCUUCCUUUAGGAACGCACAACUGAGUAGUGGGCAUCGAAGAAUAGUGGGAGGUCCGAGUGCAGACAAAUAUCUCAAAGCCAUUUCAUAAAUUUUGACUCCCUUUGGAGACAGAUGCACUGCUCCAAGGAUACUUUUUCAUUCCACCUUCUGAGUACCUCACUCUUCAAGAGCCCAUUUUUUGAAGACUUUGCGUUCUCCAGAGUGGCCUUUUUCAGGAACCAUCGGCAGGACAAAACCUGGAGCUUUUCUUGGCACAACUCAAUAAAAACCAUGAAGCAUAAAAUUACCACCUUCGAAUACCCUCGAAAGUCUCUGGGACAGAUUUUGUGACUUUCGCAUUGCACGACUUAAAUUACACAGUCCAAAGAAAUGUGAAGAAGUCAACGAGGAAUUCACAAGACGUUCGUUCCUCUUCACCUCUCAUCGCCCUGGAAAUGUGUGCACAAAGACGAGUCAACCAAGAGUGACAUAAUCUGUGUCAGGAGCUCUCCAAACUGAACCGGAAGACAGUCCCUGGAUGUGUCGAGAAAUCCUACUUGGGAGUUUAAGCCUCGGUAGUCUCCUCUAAUGCGACUUUAUAACUCUUUGGCGUAUGGACUGUCACCUUCAUGAAAAGCAAAAUCCCAAAGCCUUUUUGAGAGUCUGUUGAGAUCGAUUAUGAUGAUGGCGGAGUCUUAAGAAAGAAACAAAGACUCGCUCCUCAAGAGAGGUUAGGCUUAAAAGGAGAUAUUAAAAUAUUCAUAUGUCCACGUGGACCAUUUUUGACGAAAGAAAAUGUCAACCAAAGAUGGUGUGUGGCCUUCUUUCCUUGAGCUAAUUUCCCACGAGGAAUUAUAAUAGACUAACAUGUUCCUUAUAGUUCAAGAACAUUAUUACUUCCAAAAAAUUUGACUCGUCCAAAGGGAGAAACAGUUCGGUGGUGUUUCUUUUUGUUUGAGGACCCUACGGCCAGAGUAGUGGCAUUGGCUCUGAGAAGAGAGUGAACUAGUAAAACCAAGCCAAGUAAUGAGCCGAAAACGAGGGCAUGACUGAACCAGCAAUGUCCACCAAUGCCCAGAAGCGUCAACAUGAGCAAUCUUUAUCUUCGGUGUCGUCCUCGAGUCCAUCAUCAAGAGACUUGGAUCAGCCCCAGGUCGUCGUCGGGAACAACACCCAGAAGUUUGCCACCGUUUUUCAAACCCGCUGUGAUAUCUUUUUUCCCAUCUUCCAGUUGGUGCUUAUUUUUGGUCCUUUUUCUCCUGGUCACUUGUCCAAUGAUGACAGAUGAAGCCAAGCACCGCCUCAAUAAGCACCACCAUCACAAUCGUCACAGACAUAGAUACUUGAGGCCAGGGACAACCACCACUUUGAAGGGUGGCUCUAUCUCUCGUUACUCGGCCGCUCAGGCGCUAAUGGACAACAAGAUGAGGUCCAGUCGGGGUAAAUACACCAUGAAAGAAGAAGUUGUUCGGAGGAUUGAAAUUGAUCAUCCCUGUAAGCUCACCACCACAGCCGUCAAGGUCACGUUCCCGGGCAUGAAAAGCGAGGUCCUGGUCAGUUUCCUGGGCUACAAGGAGCCUAAUCUGAUGUUCGUCAACCGAUGCAAGGGCCUGUGCUCCAGUGAUGCCAUUGGCAAAGUGGCUUGUGUGCCGACCAAGCGGACUUGGAAAAAAGUGAACAUGCAGCUCAAGACCCAGGUCCUGGGGCGAGAUGCCAAGGAAAAAGCUAAGGAACUUAUGUUGGAGGACCACACCGAGUGUGGCUGCCAAUGUCUAACCAUGUCUCCGUCUCAGUGUAUACGACCCGAGUUGUUCAACAACGAAACGUGUUCUUGUGCCUGUGAUAACUCAAUCUACCGGAGAGAUCAGCUGCAGUGUGAGGCUUAUUCGGACCGGAAAUGGGACGAGGCGACCUGCUCUUGUCGUCAUGUGGAUGAGACCAUUCCUCCCGCCGGAGGCUCCCUCAAUAUCAUGACCCCUGCUCGAGGUGAUGACCUACCACGUGGACAUCAAGUGGACCCACCGAGCAGCGGUUGUACCGAGUGCUUCCAUUGCCUUGGCUUGGCCAAAGGCUACGGAAAGAGCAGCAUCGAGGCCAUGUCGCAAUCCGCUUCGGGAGACAUGAUCGUCCAGAAUAGCUGGACCAUCAUUGCCGUGUGUGCCGUCACGAUCGGCGUCCUGGGGACCACCACCAUUUACUAUUGGCGAAAAACCAAACAGAUGGGGGACGAGCUUCAUCAUAAAUCUAAUUCACCUUUGAUGCUCCACGACUUUGGGGAAAUGAAAUCCAUGGACGAGGUUGACCUUGGGUUUCAAGACCCGAGCUUUGAGUGCAUGCUCGCCGCUGCUACCACUACUGUGACCUCCAACAAACCUGAAUAUAUUCUCAAAGAAUUAGCAUCGCCUCCUCCCAGAGGCCGAACGAGACAUCUGGAAAAGUCCAACUCAAUGAACGAGUUAGACGUCCAACAUUUGCCUGUCCUUGAUGUCAAACGAGAAAAAGGAACCAAAAGGAAUGGAGACGUCGUCAAUGCCCUUCCUCGGGCAGCCUGCCCCGCCAACAAUAACCCCACCACCACAACAACAACCACGACCACGUACAAAUCCAACAGUUUGGGACGGACCAAUCACUCGAAGAGAACAAAUCGAUCCUCGAAGAGCCGCAACAAAUCUAAUGGAGGCCAUGUGGCCUAUUGUCAGGACCACUAUCAGACGGAUCUUAUACAGGGGUGCUUUGAAAAUGGGGCAGAUCUCGAUCAAGAUUCGCCCCAAUUGAGCUCGCAUCCCAGCAGUUUGAAUCGACAAAGAAUUUCCACUUGAGGCUUCUCAUGCUGCUCGCCACUAGACCAUUUCUCAAGGGCCUCCAAACCAGAGCUUUGCCUUCUUGGUGAUAGCCUGCGAUGGGUCAUUGUUCCUUGGACCCAUUAAGCCGGGCAUACUCAUGUUUUUGAACAAAGCUGCCUCGAUGACCAAACGACAAAAUGCACCACCAUUGGCCCAUUUACGUAGAAAAGAAUACUUGCUGCCCUCCCUCUCCUCAUUUGAGGCUGUUCUGCACCCACCAUAAUCCACGGUUCCACGGUUAAUCCAUUACCGUCCAACUCUUCCCAAGACAGUGAGCAUGGAAUGAGGUACUCGGUUUCUUUCCAGUAGUGGAAAACACCAAUUGAGGAUCCAGUAAUGGAAACACUUGUUAAAUCUAAUGUGGUGUGCGGUGCCGAAGAAACGCAACUGAUUUUCUCGGAAUUCAUUUAUGCAUGAACUGAAGCCCCCCUAUCCCCCCUAUCCCCCCCUCUCGCCUUUUACAUGGUCUCCCAUCUACCCUAAGCCAUUCAUUCCAACGCCAUCAGCAAAUUGUCAGCAACGAACGAAGAAUCGUUUCGCGAGAACGACAGAACGGGAAACGUCAACCUGUCAAAAUAUCUCGGUUCCAUUUCCAGGCAACCAUUUCGACAAUUUAAUGCCCCGUUCCUUGUACACAAAUAUACGCUCUUUCUCUAUUAGUAUUUGAAUCUGGAAUAUAUUUCUAUGAAAUCCUA
Molecule: messenger RNA, 4322 nt
Organism: Tigriopus californicus
Lineage: Eukaryota; Metazoa; Arthropoda; Copepoda; Harpacticoida; Harpacticidae
Exons: 2
Coding region: 1855-3603 (582 amino acids)
Cellular component (GO): membrane
Molecular function (GO): growth factor activity
Source: RefSeq, a predicted model, not a curated record